GUGCCUGAAAGCGAAAUGGAAGCUUCAACUCGAGGUAUGGCAAGAUCGAAGGCAACAUGCCACAAACCCAAGACCAUGCCAAAAGUCCCGGGUAACGACACAACUUUUUCCUUCGCGAUCAUAAAUGGCGUCCCAAAUGUCGAGUGCCCUCCGGGACUGAGACCUCUUGUAGCGCUCCACACAAUCGCGCUGUUGUUGGUGAUGACGAUCAUGGCAAGUUGCUGAGACUGGCCGUCAUCGACUUAGUCAAUGCUGACCUGUCGAGCAUUCCGAUGGAAUACGUAUAAUCCUGGAGGUAUAUCUCGUUCUCUUCCCUUCCUGACUCCCUAAUCUUGUCGCUCCCAAGACCAAAAGCCCAGUCUGCUUCGACUGUGACUCUUGCGUUUGGAGUGUCUUCCCUGCAUCCCCUCCUCACAUUGGACCCUAGAAGUCGCACAACCACGAGCGAGUCAAACAUGGGGCAACAAUCAUCCCCGCCCGGUGCUGGAAGAGGAGGUCGUCUAAACUCGGACCGCCCAACAUCAAUCUUCACCUUCUCCGACCCCGUCCAAUCAAGGCCACGGCCCAAUCUGACCUCUUCCUCCCAAGAGCCACCACCAAACAAUGGAAUCCGAACUCUCUUCAACGGGCACAUCAAACUCCGCGGUCGAAAUGACAAUCUGCCUCAAAAAUGGUGGCCCGCCUCGACCGCCAUCCCUCUCCUUGUCGCCACCAUCGGUCCGCUCUCGCAUGUGCUAUCCAUCGCCUCUCUCGUAACCACCUGGAAAGUGACUCUUCCCAACUCCGGCAUCUUACCCGAGGGCAAAGAUGACAAUGGGAUCGGUAUCCCGGAUCCGAAGUGGGAGAUCAACGCCAACAUUGUGUCACUUAUCUGUGGGUUUGCGGGUAAUUUCUUUUUGUUGCUGAAUUUCACGGGGAGGGUGAGAUAUGUGGUUGCUAUACCGGCGGCGGUGGGAGCGUGGAUGGUUAGUUCGGGCAUUUUGGUCGCGAUUCUGUUGGCAAUGCAUAUCCAUUCGCCGCCGGUUUGGCCCGAGAUAUAUUCCCAGGGGUAUUACCAUGCCAUCUUUUCAGCAUUCUUCUAUGCUCUGGGGGCGGUUCUGUUGGCUAUCAAUAUGUUGGGAUAUCUGAGGGGGUAUUACCCGCAACAGUUCGACCUCGACGACGACCAAAGGACGCUGAUCUUGCAGACCAUGCUUUUCUUCGUGUGGUUGGCGGGCGGAGGGGCAGUCUUUGCCUGGUUGGAAGACUGGCCUGGGGGCUUUUGUGAUGGAUUGUAUUAUUGUGAUGUCACAAUCUUAACCAUCGGCUUUGGCGACUUUGCACCCGCUACAACCGCAGGCAGGGCCUUCCUCGUACCUUUCCAAACCUUCGGUCUUCUGUUCCUCGGUCUCGUCAUCUCCAGCAUCAGCCGCUUCGCCGCCAAUAUCUCGGCCGACAAGAUCAUCAAGCGGCAUCAGGAACAUUCGAGAAGGUCGACGGUUGGCAUGUCCGUGACGAACGAGAACGAGCUGAGAGAAAAACUGGGGUUGCCGCCAAAGAGGGGGGCGAGCGACGCAAGAGGGGAGAGUGAAGGGAGGCGGGCGUUCAGUGCGAGAAGGUCGUCGCUGGCGCAGUAUGGUCGAUUGGAGGUUGCGGGCACGUUGGUCACUUUUAGGCGGCAUUCUCGGGCUGUGCCUGAUGGUGCAAGUGAGGGCCAUUUGGUCGAGGGGGCUGCUGACGCAAAAGUGGGAGAAAAUGAGAGGCAGAACAGAACCAAAGAAGAGGAGGCUAGGCAGAAGAUGCUGAAGUUUGACUUUGGGAAUGAGAAGGGAAAAGGGGUCGAGGGGAAUCCUCAAGAAGGUAGCGGCGAGAAAACUUUAGCACAAGACAAGAGAAAAGAAAGAAGACAGAAGCUGUUGCUUUUGAAAGAAGAUAGGGAUCGGUUCGAAGCCAUGAGGCAGAUCCAAGACGAGACAAAACGGUGGAAGCAAUACUGGGCCCUCGCCAUGGCCUUCUUAGCCUUCACUAUCCUCUGGGGGUUCGGUGCCGUCGUCUUCAUGCUCACCGAAGCGCGAAUAUCCAACCUAUCGUACUUUGACUCGCUGUACUUUUGCUGGGUUUGGCUGCUUACCAUUGGAUACGGCGACAUAACUCCCAAGUCCAACAUCGGCAAGCCGUUUUUCAUCGUCUGGUCUCUCAUUGCCGUACCAAUCGUCACCGUCCUCUUCCAAGAGAUGUCGUCCACCAUCGUCAGUGCCGUCAACCGUGGUGCAUUCAAGGUAGCAGAUUGGACCAUCAUGCCUACUUCAAAACGUGAAGUGUUGGACAAACACAUGCAGAAACACCCCUGGUUGAAAAGAGUAAUCCGUCAAAAGCAAGACGCGGAAGAGUCCGCAGAUCAAGCCGCCGCAAAUACCGAACAGCCAACAGACCUAGCCAGGUCACUCGAGGGUCCCAAUGAGCAAGAAGAAGACCUCCCCUCGCUGCUCGCCGAAACCAUCAAAUCCAUAGCGCAUGACCUCCGCUUCUCCCCUCGCAAGCGAUACUCAUACGAAGAAUGGCAGCUCUUCGCCAAGCUGGUACAGUUCACCCAAACAGAAGAGGAGGUAGAAAAUGACGGACUGAUGACAUGGGACUGGUUGAGUGAAGACUCUCCUCUGCUGGCGGACAUUACUGAAGCGGAAUGGGUGUUGGAUCGCUUGUGCGAGUCACUUGACCGGUAUACCCGCUCCAGUUCCCAUCAAGAAGCUCAGCCGCAACUAGAUGAUGGUAAAGAGGGCGAGGUCAGAGAUGCAGAGGAGCUAGAUCCGCUGCGUAUUGAGAGAGAGCAGGGACCGGUUGAUGACAUAGAGGAGGAGGACGGUGGAAGAGGGAGGAGAAAUCGGGAUGUCUCGGCAAGCUGACCAAGAUGUCAAAAGCCACGCAUGUUUCAGGGUUGUUGUUAGGUUGUCAGGAACAGAUGGUGUAAACAAAGACAAUGGUCAGCCAUGACUAUUCGGAAUCCGGACCCCUGCAUUCUCAAGUUGUUCAAAAGGGAUCCAAAGGGAUUGUGUAACAGAGGCUGCAAGAUGUCCUUGAUAGCGUUGGGUUGGCAAACGGCUAGAUGCAUCGAAAUUGAUAUUAUGCUGGCAUGCGGACGGGAACUACUCUGUGAGAUAUUGAGGGUUCAAGCUGUACAUAAAGUGGUGAUGUCGUCAAG
Molecule: messenger RNA, 3178 nt
Organism: Neurospora tetraspora
Lineage: Eukaryota; Fungi; Ascomycota; Sordariomycetes; Sordariales; Sordariaceae
Exons: 6
Coding region: 456-2882 (808 amino acids)
Biological process (GO): potassium ion transmembrane transport; stabilization of membrane potential
Cellular component (GO): plasma membrane
Molecular function (GO): potassium ion leak channel activity; outward rectifier potassium channel activity
Source: RefSeq, a predicted model, not a curated record